Molecule: messenger RNA, 4245 nt
Organism: Heterocephalus glaber (naked mole-rat)
Lineage: Eukaryota; Metazoa; Chordata; Mammalia; Rodentia; Bathyergidae
Gene: Cmip
Product: c-Maf inducing protein
Cellular component (GO): nucleoplasm; cytosol
Source: RefSeq, a predicted model, not a curated record
GCCCCCCGCGCGCGCGCGCGGCCAUGGAUGUGACCAGCAGCUCGGGCGGCGGCGGCGACCCCCGGCAGAUCGAGGAGACUAAGCCGCUGCUGGGAGGCGACGUGCCGGCCCCCGAGGGCACGAAGAUGGGCGCCGUGCCCUGCCGCCGGGCCCUCCUGCUCUGCAACGGCAUGAGGUACAAACUGCUGCAGGAGGGCGACAUCCAGGUCUGUGUCAUCCGGCACCCGCGGACCUUUCUCAGCAAGAUCCUCACCUCGAAGUUCCUGAGGCGCUGGGAGCCGCACCACCUAACGCUGGCCGACAACAGCCUGGCGUCAGCCACGCCCACUGGGUACAUGGAAAACUCGGUCUCCUACAGCGCCAUCGAGGACGUGCAGCUGCUGUCCUGGGAGAAUGCCCCGAAGUACUGUUUACAGCUCACAAUCCCGGGGGGCACCGUCCUGCUGCAGGCUGCCAACAGCUACCUGCGAGACCAGUGGUUCCACUCCCUGCAGUGGAAGAAAAAGAUUUACAAGUACAAGAAAGUCCUGAGUAACCCAAGCCGCUGGGAAGUGGUCUUGAAAGAGAUCCGGACACUGGUGGACAUGGCCCUGACCUCCCCACUGCAGGAUGACUCCAUCAACCAAGCGCCCCUGGAAAUCGUCUCCAAACUGCUCUCCGAGAACACCAACCUGACCACCCAGGAGCAUGAGAACAUCAUCGUGGCAAUCGCUCCUUUGCUGGAAAACAACCAUCCACCGCCAGAUCUCUGUGAAUUCUUUUGCAAGCACUGCAGAGAGCGGCCCCGGUCCAUGGUGGUCAUCGAGGUGUUCACACCCGUGGUGCAGAGAAUCCUCAAGCAUAACAUGGACUUCGGGAAGUGCCCACGGCUGAGGCUGUUCACUCAGGAGUAUAUCCUCGCCUUGAAUGAGCUCAACGCUGGCAUGGAGGUGGUGAAGAAAUUCAUUCAGAGCAUGCACGGCCCCACGGGGCACUGCCCCCACCCCCGGGUCCUGCCCAACCUGGUGGCCGUGUGCCUGGCUGCCAUCUACUCCUGCUACGAAGAGUUCAUCAACAGCCGUGACAACUCCCCGAGCCUGAAGGAGAUCCGGAACGGCUGCCAGCAGCCAUGCGACCGGAAGCCCACCUUACCUCUGCGCCUUCUGCACCCCAGCCCAGACCUGGUGUCUCAGGAAGCCACGCUGUCUGACGCGCGGCUCAAGUCGGUGGUCGUGGCCUCCAGCGAGAUCCACGUGGAGGUGGAGCGCACCAGCACUGCCAAGCCAGCACUGACGGCCAGUACGGGCAACGACAGCGAGCCCAACCUCAUCGACUGCCUCAUGGUCAGCCCUGCCUGCAGCACCAUGAGCAUCGAGCUGGGCCCCCAGGCCGACCGCACACUCGGCUGCUACGUGGAGAUCCUGAAGCUGCUGUCGGACUACGAUGACUGGAGACCGUCUCUGGCCAGCCUGCUUCAACCCAUCCCAUUCCCCAAAGAAGCGCUCGCACACGAGAAGUUCACCAAGGAGCUGAAGUACGUGAUUCAGAGGUUUGCAGAGGACCCUCGACAGGAGGUCCACUCGUGCCUGCUGAGCGUGCGGGCCGGCAAGGAUGGCUGGUUCCAGCUCUACAGCCCCGGUGGGGUGGCCUGUGAUGACGACGGGGAGCUGUUUGCCAGCAUGGUGCACAUCCUCAUGGGCUCCUGUUACAAGACCAAAAAAUUCCUGCUCUCCCUGGCGGAAAACAAGCUGGGCCCCUGCAUGCUCCUGGCGCUGAGAGGGAACCAGACCAUGGUGGAGAUCCUGUGCUUGAUGCUGGAGUACAACAUCAUCGACAACAAUGACACGCAGCUGCAGAUCAUCUCCACGCUGGAGAGCACAGACGUGGGCAGGCGCAUGUAUGAGCAGCUGUGCGACCGACAGCGGGAGCUGAAGGAGCUGCAAAGGAAAGGCGGGCCCACCAGGCUCACACUGCCAUCGAAGUCCACAGACGCUGACCUGGCUCGCUUGCUGAGCUCGGGCUCCUUCGGAAACCUGGAGAACCUCAGCUUGGCCUUCACUAAUGUCACCAGUGCCUGCGCGGAACACCUCAUCAAACUGCCUUCUCUCAAGCAGCUCAACCUGUGGUCCACGCAGUUUGGAGACGCCGGCCUGCGGCUCCUGUCAGAACACCUCACCAUGCUCCAGGUGCUGAACCUGUGCGAGACCCCCGUCACCGAUGCCGGGCUCCUGGCCCUCAGCUCCAUGAAGAGUCUCUGCAGUUUAAACAUGAACAGCACCAAGCUCUCGGCCGACACCUACGAAGAUCUGAAGGCCAAGCUUCCUAACCUGAAGGAGGUGGACGUCCGCUACACAGAAGCCUGGUGAAGCCCCCAGCGUGUGGCAGGAUGACAUUGCAGCCGCGAUAAAGCGACUUGACGAAUAGCUGUAGCAGCCGUGCGGGUGCCCCGGCGCCUGGCUGUGGGAUAGAUGGGGGAGUCUCUGGGGGUGGAGGGGGGAGGGGGGCUGCGAGCACGCCCAGCCCCCGCCUGAUUCUUUUAGCUUCACAAUCGGAACCUUUGGCCUGGCCUAAAUCGGACUUUGGCAACCAGAGGAGCAAGGGGAGCCUCAGCCGGUCGGUCAGGAGGGGCGGGGGAGGCGCGGGUGGGGACCCUUCGUGGAUUUUCUUUGCCUUUGUGUUUAACGUCACGCGGAAAGGCGACUGGGACGCCACCAUCGCGCUGGCCGGACAAGGAUGCACCCUUUCCGGAGGCGAGGUGCCCGCCGGCAGCGAGUAGAGCUCAGAUCUCGCCCGCCGCCGCAGCCACUGGGACCGAAGACCCAGUCAGUCACCGCUGUCCUGUGUCCUCACCAUUGCUAUGCAAAGUGGUUCUCAUUGUACAUAAGAUUUAAAUAAUGCACCUAUUUAAGAAAUGUUGACAAAUUGUGGGUCUGGGACCUGCUCUUAUUUAUGAAGUCUGACCCUCCCUUCCCGUCCCCCGCACCCCCCUGGCGUGUAGUACUGUACGAACCAGUCAGCUGUUGGGUUAGUGGUAGUUUUAUUGUUAUUUUUUUAAAGGAAACAGUCAAAAAAAGAGAAAGAGAAAAAAAAAACCCUCCUUGGAAAAUUAACUUGCUGUUUCGUAAUGGAUUCCAUAGGCUAAUGCUCGCCCAUCCGUCCGUCCGUCUGCCCACCUGUAUAUUUCUGAUUUCCAGGUGUCUCAGCGUCCUCCCGGGUGGGGGUCGGGCUGGGGGAGGAGGAAGAAAGGCGACCCCACAUCGUCUUGCUCCUCUAAGGCCCAAGCUCUGCCCCUUGGCCCCUUUUCUGGAUUUGGAAGGGGCGAGAACUGUCCCUCCCAGUCCUUCCCUGGUAGAAGAACCGCCCCCCCCCACACGGCCUCCAUCUCCUGGGCCUUUGCUGUCCCCGCCCCCCGCUGAGACUUAGGACCUGAGGCUCCCCACCGCGUCCCCGUCCCGUGUCCCCUCACGCAUGCCCACCUCUUUGCAUGGUCUCUUGGGAGAAGAGAGAUUCGACACCCCAUCAAUGUGCUCCCUGCAGCGAAGACGCCCUGUGUCGUCACAUUGCCCCCAGACAAACCGACCUCCAUUUCUUUUAUAAGCAGCUUUUUCUUAACAAGCCCUCACUGUACAGAACAGCCCCGCGGCGGCUUAUUUGGGAUCCCCGGUCCCGCAACCCCUCUUUCUGUUGGUUUAGCACAAAUACAUCCCCCCCCUCUGGCACCUCCAAACCUAAACUACAGUCAGUGUAAUUGUUUUAUAUAUAUUUAAUCUUAUCCAAUGGAAACCAUGCUUUCGUCGUUUUAUACUUUGCUAGGUAGACUUUAUUACCCCCCCACCACAGGAUGCCCUCAUUUUUUUAAAAAAGGAAAAAAAAAAAAGAGAAAUUGGGUUUCAGUCUUAAUUCAUUUUCUGUGCCAGGUUUUAUUUUGUGUGUGUGUGUGUGUGUGUGUGUGUGCGAGUGUGUUCCGUGUCCUGUUUUCUGUUGUUUUCUGUUGUUUGGUUUUAGUUCCUUGCCCCUGUCCCCGGUUCCGUACUCCAUAGCACUCUGGUGCAGGAAGAAGCAGAAGCAAAAACAAAAAACAAAAAACUAACAAAAAAAAAACAUUAAAAAAUUCAAAAAGAAAAAAAAAAAAAAGAAGAAACAAGACAUGCCACCUUUCCCCUCGCACUGUUGCUUUUCCUGAUGGUUAAUACUACUGUCACGUAGCUGUGUACAAAGAGAUGUGAAAUACUUUCAGGCAAAAAUAAACUGUAAGUGACUCAUUGA